AUGGUCAUUCUGCGACGAUUCUUCAUCGAUAGACUACCGGCUACACUACAGAGUACAGUGUUGCUCGAUGGAAGACAACACAGUCACUUGAAGAAGAGUCUUCGUAUGCGUGUCGGUAACAAGAUUGAACUGUUUGAUGGAUCUGGUAUCAGUGCCAUCGCAGAGAUAGUUGAGAUUGGUCGAGAACAAACUAUUGUAACAGUUGAGUCAAUUGGUACUAGUAGUAGUAGUACAGCCACCGAUGGAAAUGAUGCACACAUAGAGGACUUUGGUCAUCUUCCAAGAUUGGACAUCGCCACAUCACUACCAAAGGCAGCUAGAGGUGAUUGGAUGGUUGAGAAGUUGACAGAGAUUGGAGUGCGAUCACUAUAUCUUCUCGAGACAGAGUACUCUCGCUCGUCCAAAGCAUCAGUGCCCUCAGAGAACAAGAUGGAUAGAUACCAAAGGAUAAUAAUAGAGGCUGCCAAGCAAGCAAAAGUCAAUCGAAUGAUGAGUAUAUACCCAACAGAGCCAUUCAAUAGCUUUGUAAACAAUAAGAUAGUUAAUGGACAUCAGUGGUCACAUGUGAUUGUUGGACAUCCAGGUGGACAACCACUGCCACAACUCUUUGAGUCAAUCAAGAACCAACACCAACAGCGUAUGUCUUCGAUAUCAAAGACAUCGCCAACACAGCAACGGACACAACUACAGCCACCCAGCUUAUUACUCAUGAUAGGACCAGAGGGAGGUUUCACCAACAAUGAGAUUGCCAAGCUAUCACCCCUGGCCAAUGUCUAUCCUACCAACUUUGGCAACACAAUCAUGCGCAUGGAAACAGUGUCGAUCGUCGCCUCUGGAGUCUUCAAUCAGUUCUACAGUUAUCUCUUUCCACCACCUCCGCCAUCAUAG
Acytostelium subglobosum LB1 is the source of this 888-nucleotide messenger RNA. RefSeq lists its product as hypothetical. NCBI's taxonomy places the organism in Eukaryota, Evosea, Eumycetozoa, Acytosteliales, Acytosteliaceae. Gene Ontology annotation, molecular function: rRNA (uridine-N3-)-methyltransferase activity. The transcript has 2 exons. The coding region runs from base 1 to 888 and encodes 295 amino acids. The record is from RefSeq and is a predicted model, not a curated record. Gene Ontology annotation, biological process: rRNA base methylation.